Molecule: messenger RNA, 1292 nt
Organism: Manis javanica (Malayan pangolin)
Lineage: Eukaryota; Metazoa; Chordata; Mammalia; Pholidota; Manidae
Gene: MIA
Product: MIA SH3 domain containing
Biological process (GO): extracellular matrix organization
Molecular function (GO): protein binding
Source: RefSeq, a predicted model, not a curated record
UGCACUAAAGCCAUACUUCUUUCAACCUCUGAACACCUAUUGAUAUGCAGAUACACUAAAGCCAGGCGAGAUAUUCUGGAAAUAGUACAAUUUUACCCACAGUCACCUUGGACAAGUUCUUAGAGGCUCUCACUUCCAUUUCCCUGUCAAAUGGAGUUAUGAAAUCACUUUGAGGUGAUGCAGAGUAUCCAUUUGAACUAAUAAAAAAUGUACAUGGUGAAUGCUCUAUAAAUACUAGCUGUUAUCCUAUAUUACAGAUGAGAAAGGUGAGGUUUUGAGAGAAAAAGCUCAGGUCACCCAGUCAGGAAGUGGCCUGUGAGGAUAAAUAGCAAUCACGGUAGGGCAUUGCCUAGCCUAAGGCCCAGCGCAUAAUGCUUUCUCUGCAUGAGAGCUGGGGCAAUCAAAGGGCUGCCUUGUUUCCUGCCCGUCAGCACAGGAAAUUCCAAGGUGGUUUUCCUUACUGGCUUCUUUGGUUCUGUCCCUGGAGGGGAUAGCGGAGGGGCCCAGAUAACCAAGCGGACUCCAGAAGGUGGAAUUGAAUGCCUGAUCAGCCUGUCUGGGCCUCUCUGAUUGUUGAAGGGGUGGCUAUAACUUGGGGUGGUCUGGGCUGCUUUGUGCCUAUUUGGGCAUUUCCUUGGGUGGGCAGCCCUCACCCUGUCCAUGAAAUGGUUCUGGCUGGGUAGCAGCCUCAAGGUGGAGUGAGUGAAAUUUGGGACUGGUUUAGGGCGGGGACAAGACAGAACACUGGUUGCCUUGUACGGCUAGAGAGGGAGGUCAGGAGGAAAUUGGAGACCCCAUUUCCCCCUUGGUCGCGCUCAUAGUCCGAGAUGGCUUGGUCUCCAGUGUUCCUUGGUGUCAUCAUUUUGCUGUCUUCCUUCCCUGGGCUUGGUUUUGGGGGCCGCCCCAUGCCUAAACUGGCUGACUGGAAGCUGUGUGCAGAUGAGGAAUGCAGCUACCCCAUCUCCAUGGCUGUGGCCCUGCAGGACUACGUGGCCCCUGACUGCCGUUUCCUGACCAUACACAGGGGCCAAGUUGUGUAUGUCUUCUCCAAGCUGAAGGGCCGAGGGCGGCUCUUCUGGGGAGGCAGUGUUCAGGGAGAUUACUAUGGAGACCUAGCAGCUCGCCUGGGCUAUUUCCCCAGUAGCAUUGUACGUGAGGAUCAGACCCUGAAACCUGGCAAAAUCGAUCUGAAGACAGAUAAAUGGGAUUUCUACUGCCAGUGAGCUCAGCCUACUGCUGCCCUUGCCGUUUUUUCUCCCUGGCUUUAUGCAAAUACAUCAGCCAAGUGCAAA